Messenger RNA from Peromyscus californicus insignis, 3972 nucleotides. RefSeq names its product zinc finger protein 431-like. Lineage: Eukaryota; Metazoa; Chordata; Mammalia; Rodentia; Cricetidae. Gene Ontology annotation, biological process: regulation of transcription by RNA polymerase II. The transcript has 5 exons. Gene Ontology annotation, molecular function: DNA-binding transcription factor activity, RNA polymerase II-specific; RNA polymerase II cis-regulatory region sequence-specific DNA binding. Bases 197 to 1987 code for a protein of 596 amino acids. The record is from RefSeq and is a predicted model, not a curated record. Gene Ontology annotation, cellular component: nucleus.
UUCCGGUCCGCCAUGCUGCAGGGAGGCUCUGUGGUUCCUUGUGCAGCGCUGUGACCCGCUGCCGGGAGCUGUGAAGAGAGCGGGGCGAGCUCGGAAUCCGCCAUGGAAGGGUCUUACUGAUUCAUCCUCGCUUGCCUGAAACUUAUGAUGUAAAGCAGGUUCAUCUCUUCCUCCCCAGUGCUAAUAUUAAAAGUGCAUGUCACUGUGCCCAGCCUCAGUGUUUACUAUUAAAAUGUCACUACCUGGAGGAUGGAGCUUGGAUGCAGUGACCUAUGAGGAUGUGCAUGUGAACUUCACUCAGGAAGAGUGGGCUUUGCUGGAUUCUUCCCAGAAGAGUCUCUACAAAGAUGUGAUGCUGGAAACCUAUGAGAACCUCAUCUCUAUAGGCUACAAAUGGGAAGACCAGAAUAUUGAAGAACAUUGUCAAAGUUCUAGAAGACAUGGAAGGUAUAUCGCCUGUCAUUCUAGAUAUAAGCCAUGUGAGCAUAAGGGAUAUGGAAAGAAGCAAUGUACCUCUCUCUCUCCCAGAAAAAUUGGAAGAUAUGUAGUAUUUCCCACUAUGAGAAGACAUGGUGAUCGUGAUUUAAAUGUACAAUUAAUUGGAUUUCCAAUUAGUUCAUUGGGAAUAUAUCAACAUACUUACACUGGGGGAAAACCUUAUGAUGACAAGAAAUAUGGAAAUUCUUCAACCUGCCCUGGUUCAGAUUGCACAUGUAAUGUGACUCACACUUCAGGAAAAUGUUUUGAAUGUGAUCAGUGUCGUAAAGCUCUGAGUUUUUCUAGUUCUCUUCAAAGAGGAGAAAUAACUCACAUAGAAAAAGGAUGCUGUAAAUGUGAGCCAUGUACUAAAGACUUGAACCAUCACAGGUAUAUACAAACAUGUAGAAGAUCUGAUAAUGAAGAAGAACCCUAUGAAUGUAAACAAUGGGAUAAAACAUUUAGAUCUGAUUCCUCUUUACAUUUACAUGAAAGAAUUCCUUUGAAAAUAAAACACUAUGAAUAUAAUCAAGGUGAUAAAGCCUUUGCAUAUCAUAGUUGUCUUCAAUAUGGAUGUCAUCAGUGUGGAAAGGCCUUUCAAUGUCACAAUUAUCUUCAAACACAUGAAACAACUCAUACUGGAGAGAAACCCUGUGAAUGUAAUCAAUUUGGCAAAGCCAUUGCAAGUACUGGUGAUUUUUACAGGCAUGAAAGAAUUCAUACGGGCAGGAAACUGUAUCAGUGUAAUCAAUGUGGUAAAGCCUUUGCACAGAAGAGUAAUCUUCUCAGGCAUGAAAGAAGUCAUACUGGAGAGAAACCCUAUGUUUGUUAUCAGUGUGGUAAAGCCUUUGCAGAUAACAGCAGUCUUCACAAGCAUGAAAGAAAUCAUACUGGAGAGAAACCCUAUGAAUGUAAUCAAUGUGGUAAAGCCUUUGCAAAUUCCAGUAAUCUUAAACAACAUGUAAGAAAUCAUACUGGAGAGAAGCCCUAUGAAUGUAAUCAAUGUGGUAAAGCCUUUGCAUAUCCUAGUAGUAUUCAAAGGCAUGAAAGAAGUCAUACUGGAGAGAAACCCUAUGAAUGUAAUCAAUGUGGUAAAGCCUUUGCACAAAAGAUUAAUCUUCACAAGCAUGAAAGAAGUCAUACUGGAGAGAAACCCUAUGUUUGUAAUCAAUGUGAUAAAGCCUUUGCAGAUAGCAGUACUCUUCAAAAGCAUGUACGAAGUCAUACUGGAGAGAAACCAUAUUUAUGUAAUCUAUGUGGUAAAGCCUUUGCACAGAAGUGUCAUCUUCUCAGUCAUGAAAAAAUUCAUACUGGAGAGAAACCCUAUGAAUGUAAUCAAUGUGGUAAAGCCUUUGCAGAGAAAAGUCAUCUUCACAGGCAUGAAAGAAGUCACACUGGGGAGAAUUCCUAUGAAUGUAGUCAAUGUGGUAAAGCUUUUGCAUAUAACAGUCAUCUUCACAGACAUGAAAGAAUACAUACUAGAGAAAAAUCCCAUGAACAUAAGAGGUAAAACUUUGUACAUCAGGCAGAGACAAAAUCAUUUUGGAGAUGCCAGUACCAUGGGGUAUCCACCAAGACCGUCAGCAGUGGUAAAGUGGAACCAGUAAGAGCCUAGAAGAAAAGUUGUGGGAACUGCCAAGGGUGGAGCCAGAGAAGCCCUGAAGAUUGGGAGUGGAUCCCAGUCAUUAGUAGUGGAGUUAUUUAUACUGUUAGAGUUUGGUUUUUUUUCCUUCUUUCGGAAUGUGACUGACCUAAUUCAUCCCUUUUGAAGAGAGAAGGUAUUUAACUUAAUUUUGAUAUUUUUACAAAAGCCAUAGUUGAAAGACUUUGAACUUUUAAAAGAGAUUUUGGAUUUAUUGUGAGAUUGAAUAUUUUUAAGGAAAAAUUUUUAAUGUGUUUGAAUUUGUAAAGAUUAUAGGACUUUUAUUAAAGUUAUUUAUGUUUUUAAUGUGAGAUCUUGGGAAUGAAUAAGAAAGGAAGGGUUGUGGCUUAGUAGUGAUGUUUGUGUGUCAAGUUUGACAAAUGGUCAGUUGUACUGGCUAGUUUUAUGUCAAUUUCACACUAGAGUUGUCUGAAAGGAGGAAAACUCAAGAAAAUGCUUCCAUAAGAUCCAGGUAUAAGGCAUUUUUUUAAAAAAAAUAAUGAUUGAUUGGUAAAGGUCCUGGGAUCUAUAAGAAAGCAGGUUGAGCAAGGCAUGGGAAGCAAGCCACUAAGAAGCACCCCUCCAUGGCCUCUGCAUCAGCUCCUGCCUCCCAAGUUCCUGCCCUGCUUGAGUUCUUGUCCUGACUUCCUUCAGUGAUGAACAGCAAUGCUUAAAUGUAAACCAAAUAAACCCUUUUCUGCCCAUCUUGCUUUUUGGUCAUGGUGUUUCAUUACCAAAGUUCUAACUAAGACAUCCUGUCUCCAAAAAUUAAUAAAAAGGGGUUUUGGACAGAUGGCUCAGCAAUUAAGCACACUGGCUAUUCUUCCAGAGGACAGUUUCAAUUCCCAGCACCCACAUGAAAAUUCACAACUGUCUGUAAGUCCUGUUCCAUGUUACCCAACACUUUCACACAGUCUUACAUACAAACAAAACACCAAUGCAUGUAAAAUAAACUAUUAAAAAAAAGACUUUAUCAAAUUAUGAAACUUAAUAUAGUUUGGACUCUAUUCAAGUAAAUCUUUUGUUUUCUUCAUUCUGUGUUUAUAAUUACAUUAAGAAGCAAUUUUCUGAGUCCAUUCACAGAAGGAUAGAAAUCAUUCAAUUCUUCAAUGACCAAAUAGUAGAGAAUUUCAUCACCAUUAAGUGAUAGAAGACAGAAACAUUAGUGUUGUAGCUUCACCUUCUACAUUAUAAUGACAUAUUGGCGAGUUGGGGAUUUGACUCAAUAAUAAAGCUGCUGUUGGGUACCCAAAUUUGGUUCCUAGCACCCACAUCAGAUGGCUCAGAACUACUUUUAAAGCUUUGUCCUGGAGAUCUGAUGCACUCUGCUGACUUACUUGGGCACCAGGUAUCAAAUGGUGCAGAUAUAUAUGUAUUUGUGUGUAUGUGCAUGUGCAAGUGUGCAUGACUCCAUAUUUUUAAAAGCUUUCUUCAUGUAUAUGUUAUGUUUUUUCCUAAAAUUAAAAUAAAUUUAGAUAUAUAUUGUCAGAACAUGGUCCUGAAUGAAAACAUUCUACAUGAUUAUGUUAACACUCCCAGAAGUCAAGUCCAGAAGUCUUGUGACCUUGCUUUCUUCAAAACAUGAAAUUGGAAUGUUUUUGUGCUCUUCCCAGGUGUAGCAGAUAGGUGUGAGUUGACUUCAGAUUACUCAUUAUUGCUUGCUGUUCUUAUUCGAUUAAAUGUUUCAACUAACCUUUAUAUGACUGUAUGGAAAAGCGUGUUUUUGUCAUACAUCACUUGUUUUUUUAUUAUUGUAUACAGCUUGAACUCAUGAGAACUUUACUCAUGACCUUUCUUAACCUGUCAAGUAUAAAUUGUAUGGGACACUGAAUAAAGUUGGCUAUCAUGCCAUA